Haplochromis burtoni (Burton's mouthbrooder) is the source of this 4245-nucleotide messenger RNA. RefSeq names its product zinc finger protein with KRAB and SCAN domains 7. Gene Ontology annotation, molecular function: DNA-binding transcription factor activity, RNA polymerase II-specific; RNA polymerase II cis-regulatory region sequence-specific DNA binding. The transcript is spliced from 2 exons. NCBI's taxonomy places the organism in Eukaryota, Metazoa, Chordata, Actinopteri, Cichliformes, Cichlidae. Gene Ontology annotation, cellular component: nucleus. The record is from RefSeq and is a predicted model, not a curated record. Bases 217 to 1401 code for a protein of 394 amino acids. Gene Ontology annotation, biological process: regulation of transcription by RNA polymerase II.
CCAUCAGGGGCACCGUAAACUCUCAGCAUCACGUGAGCACUCGAGUUUCCUGUUGCUAUUGUAUUACACUUCCAUAUUUUUCACCUCAAAGAGCGUCUGUGAUGUAAACUACCGCGGUGAGUUCGCUCCUUCUGUGUGAUCUGUCCCCACGCACCGAGUCCGUUUAACAUCCUGCCUCGUCCUUACAGUCAAGGAGAACUGCUGAUCGCGGGGAAAAUGGCCAACAGUGUAGCUUUCCAGAGCAAGUUAACCUCGAUCAUGGAGAUGCUAACUAAAGCAGCCGUGGUGGAAAUUAGCAAACUGUGGGAGGACGGCUUCGCAUUGGUCCAGGUCGAGCUUCGGAGGAGAGAGAUUGAAAUCGAGGCUCUGAACAGAAAGUUGUUGUUGAUGGAAAAGGAGCGGUUAGCGGCUCGGGCUCAGUCUGCAAAUAACUCCUCAUCAUCUUUUUCCAAGAGAGAGCAGCAGAAUAAGCUGCUGCCGCCCGCCGGUGAUGGGCCUACGAUAGAGUCGGUCCAGACUUUGUCUUCGGAUCAGAGCGUGAGAGAUAAGGUGGAUGUUUCACCAAAUCAGGGAACGUCAUCACCUCCUCAAACAGAAGAGAAACGCAGUGAGCAGCGCAAAUCUGACAGUGAGGGCAAAGAUGACGAAGACUUAGUAGUCAAACUAGAAGACGAGGAUGACGUCCAGAUCGUGGAGCAGGUCGUGGACUCGGAUCACAGCGUUAACAGUGGAGCAGGUCCCCACGAGAUGAAUUUGAACCAGCAGCCUGCUGAGGUUGUGGAAGAGCAAGAGUCACAGCAGUGGCUGACUGUUUCGGUGGGAGACAGCGACACUGCGGAUGACUCGGAGUGCUUUUUCGAAACAAAGCAGUUGUCUCAAAAUCUGGACUCCGAAAUCUUGCUCAUUCAAAAUGCCUUGGACAUUUUCGAUAAUUCAGCAGAGGGAGCAUACUCGGACAGGUUUAUGAGGGACAAUGAAACGGUUCAAGGUGCAUCAAGUAAAUCAAGGGCACCUGUGACUUUCAGCCAGUCUCAGCCAAGUCAACCUAUAGAAGCAAUAAAUCACUCAGAGAGAGGAAUGUCCAUUAGAUUCCUCUCAGAAAAACAGCAACCACAGACUAAAAACAUGUCAACCUUUAACACAGACAACAGACUCUUUCAUUUAAACGACCCAGAGUUGCACAAAACUAUAGCGGGGCGCCGCAUUAGGGAGAAGUGGUACAUCUGCCCGUUCUGUGGGAAGAGCUUUGAUCGCAUCAGCCACCUCGAGAUACACCAGCGAAUUCACACAGGAGAGAAACCGUACACAUGCGACACGUGUGGCAAGUGCUUUUCUCAGAGGAGUAACCUUCGCACUCAUCAGAGGACUCACAAAGAGGCUCUCGCACAGAACGCAGUUUAAUUCAGUAGAUUUUGAAGAAAAGCUAGAAAUAUCUAAGUGGCUUUUAGAUCUAGAUUUAUUAACAAAUUCUGUUUGUUUUUUGAUAUUUCUGGAAAAAUAAUGUAGCAGACUGAUUUAACUGUGCCCUCUUUUUGUGAAAUAAACAAAAAUUUUGACACAGUGUGGCUUUUAAGAACUAAAACAGGAACAUAUGAACUGCCAGAAAAGAGGUUUUUAACACACAUAUGACAUACUAGGAACAUAUGACCUCUAAGACAUUCAGUUUAAGCUAGACAGGAAAAAUCCAGCAUCUAAUCGCUUAGUUUUCCUCGCCCUGAUGGAAAGAUGGUGAGGAAAAGUCACAAGACAUUUGAUAAAUUAGUUCACCACAGAGCACUAAGGAUGUAAAAAAAAGGACAAAGAAUUUGUUGGUCACCACACGACAGCCUAAAUUGUGUUUGUGAUGCUGCCUAAGCAGAAAAUUAAGAUAAACUAAGAUUUCAAUGUUCUGUUUGUAGAGGAAAAAAACAUGUUGUUCAGCCUUGCACUGCAGCUUAGAUGUUCAUGGGUCAGUCGAGUUAAAAUUUCCCCAUUCUGAAGAAUCUUUAACUUCCAAAACAUUCGGGUACUUCCUCCAAAGUUUUUCCACAGGAUCCAGAGCCAAUCGUGGUAGGAGAUAUAGACUUUGUAGCCCUAGGCUUAAGCCCUUCCCCGUACACACUUUGCUUGUUCACUUGGAGGGUCAGAAACAUUCAGUGUUGUUCUAAACCUAGCAUUAAAUAACGCCAUUUAAUGUAACAUCAGCCUUAAUUCAGUUUUAUCAACUCCAUUCCUUACAGUAAAACAUCAUUUUUGUCUGGUAUGUGGAGGGACAGGUACUUUCAGCUGCUCACUUAUUUCCCAAGGGGUCAUCACAGUGCAUGUUUGAACUGGCACCAAGUUUACAACUGCCAUCCCAACAAAAGACUCCCUGGCACAAAGAGUACGCAAGCUUGUAAUUCUCAGAGGCUGGGUUUGUGUGUCCUCUUGGGCUCAAAACAAAUGUAAGAGAAUUUAACAUAUACCACAAAUUUUAUAUAUCCUUAGGAACAAACUCCACAUGCUUACAGAUAUGAUUUCUGUAUUCUUUUUUUAAAAGCCUUAUGUCACGACCCCCUCUGCUAGGCGACAGGAGGGGAGAAACAUACACAAGCCCUCUCACGAAAUCUGAGUAAAUAAGGGGUUUUAUUACAAACAUUAAACUGAAAACCGACAGGGCUGUUCAACAGACCACCGGGGAAACAAUUAAUACACAAUGAAAAGAACAGGCAAGAGUAAAAGCUAAGGGUUAACUAAGGCAAGCUGGUAGCACACAAAAUAAAAGCUAAGGGUUAACCAAGGCAAGCCAGCAUCACAAAACUCUAAUGAAACUAAGUCUAGCUGUAUACCAGGUUUAAACAAAGAGCAACACAGCAAACAGGUUUAACAAACAAGCUUCACAUGCAAAGCAGACGAGGAGGCACUGCAUGUUCACUUCAGAGCAGCAGUUCCCCAUAGUGUGAAGGAUCUUCAGCCUUUUAUACUCCCAGGUGCAGACAAUCAGCCAGUCAAUUGGUCAUGGAGUGGUCAUGGGAUCUCCAGGCAGCCAAUCGUCCGCGAGGUCUGGCACACUUUUUUCUUUUUUUUUUUUGCCUGUCCCGUUUGGCUCUUUUGCCAUCAGAAUUAUUGUCUAAAGGCAAAGGCUUUGCCUUUAGCACACUGUGAUCUGGAUAAAAGAGGGCUGGCACAGGACUCCCAGCAGCCAAUCAUCCACGAGUCCUGGCACACUUAGAUUUGCAUGAACACAAAAGGGCAGUCUCACUCCCUCCAAGGCCCAGGGCUGUAACAUCUUUGUUAUUGAUUUUUUUUAAAUAAAAAUGGAAGGAGAAUGAGAAUUUUGAAGUGAUUGGCACCAUCUUAAUUCCAAUCUGUGUAAAACAUCAAAGACGCUGAGUGUAAGUUUCAUCACAGAGAUAAGGGCAUCACAGAGUUUUCAACUGUAUUUGUACCCAAUACUUUAAUUAAGACCCUUCAACAACCUCAAGAGUGACUACAUGUACACUCACAAUCAUCAAGCAGUAGGGGGCAGAUUCUAACUGGGCUAUAGUUGUAGGGUGACAGCCAAAGGUUUGCAACAGUUGUCCAUGUCAGCUCCAACCUUGGAGAGCAGCUGCAGCCUAGUGAAAUGAUAAUGUUUGGUUGUGUAGCACUUAUCAAUACCAGUAUUAAAAAAAUAAUCUUACAAUAUAAACGAGUCAGCCAUGGAGCCCUAAAAGCAGACACUUGAUCGCCUUUUUGGUUUAAGCAUGAGGUGGGAACAGUUAACAGGUUUCUGCCUGAGCAUCUCAGGCUGCACACUGGUCGGUACAGCAAACAGCUGUUCACAUAUAUCAGGUCUGGGGAUCUCCAGGCCUGAAGGGCCGGUGUUCUGCAGGUUUUAGAUAUCACCCUGGGUCAACACACCUGAAUAAAAUGAUUACUACAUUACCAGGCCUCUGGAAAACUUAAAGACAUGUUGAGGCGGUAAUUUAGUCAUUUAAAUCAGCUGUGUUGGAACAAGGACACAUCUAAAACCUACAGAACGCCGGCCCUUGAGGCCUGAGUUCCCCACCUCUUACGUAUAUAAUCUCGGUCCAAGCCUAAAUGCCUUUACAAGUAAUAAGUUAAAUCUUAAAAUCAAUUGUAAAAGUAUUGGACAUCCAGCAUCUGAUUCUUUGGGUUUUCUCUGUAAUACUGUAGGGUCUGUACCUUACAAUAUAAAGCAGCUUGUGGCGACUGUUGAAUUGAAUUGUAGAGGGGUAAACUGGGAUAAUAUGUUCACAUGUGCAAAAUGCAGUCUUACAGCUG